Molecule: messenger RNA, 2153 nt
Organism: Botrytis cinerea B05.10
Lineage: Eukaryota; Fungi; Ascomycota; Leotiomycetes; Helotiales; Sclerotiniaceae
Exons: 3
Coding region: 300-1997 (565 amino acids)
Biological process (GO): regulation of DNA-templated transcription
Molecular function (GO): DNA-binding transcription factor activity, RNA polymerase II-specific; zinc ion binding
Source: RefSeq, a predicted model, not a curated record
GAAAUAUCUCAGGCAAGGAAAGAGUGCCUACAGAUUGGUGGAAUUCCUCAUGCACUAUCUCAUGCACCCUUCGCAUCACACAAGGCUGAGAGAAUCAAGAAAGGGGAGCAUGUCAGAUUGCCAUGUAAUGGGCAGUGCUACAUAUAUAUGUAUAUAUUGGCAUAGGUAGGGACUUUCGCUUCCAAGCCUUUUCUACUUUCGUAUAAGAGGUUGCAUCGUAUCUACUUGCUUAUUCAUUCCCGCCACCAUUGAUAAUUCAAUUGGAUUCCCCGGAAAUUUUCGAAAGUUCUGAAGAGACAAUGUCUACCGAAACCCCCAAUCAAAUAAUACCUCGACGUAGGAGAUGCGGGCCCAAAGUGAAGACAGGCUGCCAAACUUGCAAGAUACGUCGAGUCAAGUGUGAUGAAGCUAGGCCUUCAUGUGAAAGAUGUGUUUCCACUGGACGAAAAUGUGAUGGUUAUUCCACUGACCUAAAGAGGUUGAGCCCGGAAAUACAAACAUUAUCAGACAUCCAGCAAGUACCUAUAUUUUUACCUGGUACUGUAAAUGAACGGCGAGGUUUUCAAUAUUUUGUUUCCAAUACAGCAACAGAGCUCAGUGGAUAUUUUGAUCCCUCUUUCUGGAAUCAUCUCAUAUUGCAAGCAAGCUCUGUGGACCCAUCUCUUCGGCAUGCUAUUAUAGGACUUGGGACUCUCCACGAAGAUUUCUCAAACCGAAGAUUGGAUCUUGCAACGAAAUGCGAUGCUGCAAGAUCAGGAUUUGGGUUCGCCACAAGUCAAUACACAAAGGCCAUUUCACACCUUAGACGAUCUUUAGCGGCAGGCAAACAGAAACCUCUCACAGCUUUAAUGUCUUGUAUUCUUUUCGUUUGCUUUGAUUCUUUACGGGGCCACUUCUCAAGCGCAAUAAUGCAUUUGCAGAGCGGCCUAAAGAUUUUGCAUAAUUCACGAUUACGAAACAACUCCCAAGACGAGGAUCUGAUAGAAGAAAACAUUGUACCUAUGUUCAUGAGACUUUGCAUACAAGCUAUCCUGUACAUCGAUACCAGAGAAGUUCCAGAACGUAUGGCCUUCGCAAAAGUAAUAUCAACUAUCAGUACUCGAGAAAAUAUCAUACCGAGAGAAUUCGAAAACCUGGAUGCAGCAAGAAGAAGUCUCCUUCACGCAUCCGAUAGCCUUUUCCGAGGAGGUUACUUAUGGGAUGGCAACCUUCCAUUCGCUUGUCAACCAAAGUUGGCGAUGGAUUUAUAUGUAAAAUCUCGUGCGCAACUGGACGCUUGGAGAGGCUCAUUUGAGAGUUUCAUGAAAAGCCAGAGUCAUACUUUUGACAGCAAACAAUUGAGGGGUGCUGUGUUGUGCAAAGUGCAUUAUGCAACUGUGCACAUUAUGGCCAGGGUCUCUGAACUAGACCUAAACGACCCUCGAAUCAUCAGGGACUCUGUGAAUGAUCCCAAAAAGUUCGCCGUGUUUGAUUCGGAAUUUCAAAUCAUCGUCAGUCUCGCGAGAUCUUUAAUUAAUGCUGCCGAGGAAGAUGCUAAAGCUGGAAGACCUGCCUUCACAUUUUCAACCGACUUGGGCUUGAUUGCUCCCUUAUAUUUCACUUGCGUAAAGUCGCUCAAUGAAACAACUCGCCACCAAGCAUUGGAACUUCUACUGCGGUGUCCAAGAAAGGAGGGAAUGUGGGAUAGCUCAUCAACGAUCAACCUCGUACGAGGCUUCUGGAACCUCGAACAGAAACUGAUUUAUCGACCUAGAGAAGUAUACCCAGUUUCGGAAAAACUCAUGCAGAUGAGUGAGGUGGUAAACCUUAUCCUGAACGAGGAUAUGCAAUGGGAAUGGAAACUCUCUGAAACUCCGAGAACAGAACCUCCUCAACGUACACAUGGAGAUGAUUUCUUGAAUUUGGAGGACUUUAGUUGGCUACCAACUGAAAUGGAAGAUAUAAAAUUAUUUGAAAUGGCUAGAGGAAGUUCCCUGUUAGGGGCUUCUUGGCCCUAAUUACAUCCGAAAAGACGAUGAAAGUCUAUCAAGAGACGCAAUACUUACAUCAUAGAGAUAGAAAGCGACUUUAUACAUCCAAGAAAUGUUUGCGCAGCGAUUUGUUUUAUGUAUCAAAAUUCUUCUCUGCUUCCAGAAUCCAUUUCCCCUUGUUCA